Molecule: messenger RNA, 1309 nt
Organism: Leopardus geoffroyi (Geoffroy's cat)
Lineage: Eukaryota; Metazoa; Chordata; Mammalia; Carnivora; Felidae
Product: olfactory receptor 4X2-like
Exons: 1
Coding region: 1-930 (309 amino acids)
Biological process (GO): G protein-coupled receptor signaling pathway
Cellular component (GO): membrane
Molecular function (GO): G protein-coupled receptor activity; olfactory receptor activity
Source: RefSeq, a predicted model, not a curated record
AUGGCUCGCAUACACAAUGUGACUGAAUUCAUUUUCCUAGGACUUUCUCCCAGCCGGGAGGUGCAGAAAGUUUGUUUUGUGCUAUUUCUGCUUUUGUACACAGCAGUUGUGCUGGGGAAUUCCCUCAUUGUGCUCACUGUCAUGACCAGCAGAAGUCUUGGUUCUCCCAUGUACUUCUUCCUCAGCUGCCUGUCCUUUGUGGAGAUCUGCUACUCCUCUACUACAGCCCCCAAACUCAUCUCAGAUUUGCUGGCUGAAAGGAAAGCAAUAUCACUGUGGGGCUGCAUGACACAGCUUUUCUUUAUGCACUUCUUCGGUGGUGCUGAGAUCUUCCUGCUCACUGUGAUGGCCUAUGACCGCUAUGUGGCCAUCUGUAGGCCCCUCAACUACAGGACUAUCAUGAACCGGCAAGUGUGUGCUGUCCUGGUGGGAGUAGCAUGGGCGGGGGGCUUUGUGCAUUCCUUUGCCCAAAUCCUCCUGCUCUUCCACUUGCCCUUCUGUGGCCCCAAUGUGAUUGACCACUAUUUCUGUGACCUGCUUCCCCUGCUCAAACUUGCCUGCUCUGACACCUUCCUCGUCGGUCUGCUGAUUGUUGCCAACGGGGGGACCUUGUCUGUGAUCAGCUUUGGGAUCAUCUUAGCCUCCUAUGUGGUCAUUUUACUCCAUCUGAGGACUCGAAGCUCUGAGGGGCGGAGUAAAGCCCUCUCCACCUGUGGGUCCCACAUCACCGUGGUUACCUUAUUCUUUGGGCCCUGCAUCUUCAUCUAUAUGAGGCCUUCCACCACCUUGUCUGUAGACAAGAUGGUGGCCGUGUUCUACACUGUCAUCACACCGCUCCUCAACCCUGUCAUCUACUCCCUGAGAAAUGCUCAAGUGAAGAAGGCCAUGAAGAAACUGUGGAUCAGGACAAUGAAGCGAGAUGAGAAAUAGAGGCUGACUCUUGGUAUUGAUCCUUGGGUUUAGAAUGAUGCUGCGUCCAAACUGAAGGGGCAGAAUGGGGUGAAGGAAAGGUCACAGCACUUGUUAUUUCUGGAGUAAUUCUAAUGGUCUCAUCUCCAAACACUGUAUUCAAAUGACCUGUGAGAUAGUUCCUCUUAUGGAUAUAUCUAUAACUUGAUUGCCCAUUUUCUGUUAGAUGUUUAGAUUGUUUCUAAUUUUUUUAUUGCUAUAAAUAACACUGUGUUAAGUAUUCUUGAAUGGAAAUCUUUAUACUUCUGAAAUUCCGUUUGACUCACUUGCUAUAAUGAAUUUACUGUGUUAAAAGGGAUAAUGACCUUGAUGUAUAGUGUUAAAUUGAUUCUUAGAAAGA